AGAGCAUCACCUUCUCCCGCAGAGACAAAAGAAAAGGCCAAAAAGCUUCGCUUCCAAGCUUCACCUUCUCUCUCUCCCGUCGGAAUCCAUGGACACCGCCGGCUCCGGCGGCAAGCCGGAGAAGCAGACGACCGCGCUCUCCAGCUACUUCCUCUUCAAUGUGGUGCUGACGGCCAUCCGACUGCUCGAGCUCGGGUUGGCUCUCUUCUUCCUCCUCCGCGUCUCCACCCGCGUCCCGUUCGCCGUGCGGCUCUCCUGCGAGUACUCCUUCCUCCUCCUCGGCUUCGUCGCCCGUCCGCUGUUCCGCUUCGCCCUCUGCAACGCCAUCAUCGUCGCCCUCCUGGCCAAGCCCGGCGGGUCCUGCGCCCGCGGGCCGGCCGCCGGCGGCGGCGGCGCGGUCGAGGAGCUGUACGAGGAGAUCGUCAAGAUCAGCGAGAGCCGGGCCAGGCCCGUGCUCCCGCCGGCUCGCGAGGCGGAGGAGGUCGUGUACGAGGACAAGGCGAUCAUCAGCGAAGUCGGCACGGCCGCCCGAGCUCGGGGCGGCGGCGGGGGGGCCGUCGAUCUCGAGGAAGAGGCCGCCGCCGCGGCGGACGAGGAGGAGGAGUGCUGCCGCGGCGGUCACCGGCCGCCGGAGGCGGAGAAGAGGCCGAGGGCGGCGGGAUCCUGCGGCGGCGGCGGCGGCGGAGAUGAGGAGAUGAGCAACGAGGAGUUCCAGCGGGCGAUCGAGGCGUUCAUCGCGAAGCAGCUGAGGUUCCGGCGGGAGGAGACGCUGGCCAUCGUGCUCCCGGAGCCGCGCUGAUCCCGGGCGCCAAAAACCGAUUUCAAAUUUUCUGUUGCGCACAGUGUAGAGAGAGAGAGAGAGAGAGAGAGAGAGAGAAAGCAGGAGGAAGAAGUCUCUGGAAUCGGGGAUUUCUCGUUUUUCUUUUCAGUUGAAUGCCCCGCGUGUACAGUCAAAGAUCAGAGCUUGCUGAUGAGUUUCAAGAUUUGCUCAGUUCAUUAA
Molecule: messenger RNA, 1000 nt
Organism: Syzygium oleosum
Lineage: Eukaryota; Viridiplantae; Streptophyta; Magnoliopsida; Myrtales; Myrtaceae
Exons: 1
Coding region: 89-799 (236 amino acids)
Source: RefSeq, a predicted model, not a curated record